AUGCUCCUACUUAGCUGGUGGCUGCCGAGAGCGAGGCGGAGGCCCUCCCUGGUCACUCUCUCCCGGAUCUCUCGUGCCAUGUCAGGCGGCGGCUGGCGGCCGUGGGCGGAGCGGUACAAGCCGUGCGUGGCCAUGGUGCUGGUGCAGCUCUUCUACUCGCUGGUGGACAUGGCGCUCAAGACGGCCUACGGGCUCGGCAUGCGCCCCAUCGUCUUCGUCGCCUACCGCCAGGGCAUCGCCGCCGCCGCGCUCCUCCUCGCCUCGCUCGCCACCAGGGGGCUCACGCUGCGCCCCAUGGCCGUCGGCUCCCGGGCCUUCGCCCUCCUCUUCCUCGCCUCCCUCGCCAGCGCGACGGGGCAGUACUUCUACUUCAUGGGGCUGCAGCUGGCGUCGCCGUCCAUGGCUCGGGCGACCACCAACCUCGCCCCCGGCAUCACCUUCGCCAUCGCCGCCGUCAUCGGGUUGGAGAAGGUGGACUUGAGGAGCUCAAGAAGCAUCGCCAAGAUCGUCGGAACCGUCGUCUGCCUCGCCGGAGCAAUGCUCAUGGCGUUCUUCAAGGGCCCAAAGCUUCUCGGCGCCCUCCUCCUGCCGGCGACCGAUGACUGGGUGAGAGGCGGCAUCUACCUCAUGGGGAACGCCUUCUGUUUCUCCAUCUGGUACAUCUUGCAGGUACCGGUCUGUAAAUCCUACCUUGAUCCACUAUCCUUGGCAACCUGGAUGUGCUUCCUAGCGACCUUGCAAUGCGCGGUGAUGGCCUUCUUCCUAGAAGCAAACUACAUUGAGAUCUGGAAGCUUGCUUCUAUUUGGGAGCUCCCCUGCAUCUUAUACGGAGGCGUUUUCGCAUCGGGUGCAAACUUUUUUAUGCAAUCUUGGUGCAUAUCAGUGAAAGGCCCACUUUACAGCGCAAUUUUUACACCGCUGAGCGCGGUCAUCACAACAAUAUUGUCUACGCUCUUCCUUCACGAGGAACUGCACAUUGGGAGCGUGUUGGGUGCUAUUGUGAUCAUCCUAGGCCUGUAUGUUGUGCUGUGGGGUAAAGCUGAUGACGCAAGCAGCGAGGGGCUGGCCAUCCACUCUAAUGAUUCUGAAAGCAUUUUAGAGCAAGAUUGUAUGGGUGUAAAAGUAGAAAGUGGGAUCAAUCUUUCAGAACCAUUGUUAUCAUCUGAAAACGCGGACGCUGAUGCUUCGAGACGCCAGUGA
Triticum turgidum subsp. durum (durum wheat) is the source of this 1200-nucleotide messenger RNA. The record is from the annotation of a GenBank genome assembly. NCBI's taxonomy places the organism in Eukaryota, Viridiplantae, Streptophyta, Magnoliopsida, Poales, Poaceae.